Messenger RNA from Trypanosoma conorhini, 1509 nucleotides. RefSeq names its product putative protein kinase A regulatory subunit. Lineage: Eukaryota; Euglenozoa; Kinetoplastea; Trypanosomatida; Trypanosomatidae. The transcript has a single exon. The coding region runs from base 1 to 1509 and encodes 502 amino acids. The record is from RefSeq and is a predicted model, not a curated record.
AUGUUUGUUCCCGACCAGAACCAGCUCCACGCGCUGUACAUGUUCCGCUGCGGGGAGCUGCGGGUGGGGAAGCCGAAUAGGGAGAUGCUCGUCCUGCUGGCGGAGGACGACCGGGCGUGUCUGUCGCGUUUGCGGGCCGAGGCGCGUGCGCGGGGCGUGUCCAUCGACGAACUGCGGACGAUCGAGGACGACGCGGCGGAGUCGCGGCAGAGGCGGGAGGCGACGGUGCCGCUCGCCAUGCGCCGCGUGUUGCGCCUCGCCCCUGUCGUCGGCGCCGUGGACGCGCGGGUGCACGUGGGGGCACGUGGGGCGCUGGCGAUUGUGGACGUGGCGCGCGAGCUGCCUUUGCUGGAGGUCCUCGACCUCUCCAACCUCACCGCGCUCUUCCUCGCCGACCCCUACCAGCGCGGGGGCGUCGCGGGGAACGACGUCGUCGAGGCGGUGUGCCGCAUGGCGGCCACGCACCCCUCGCUCCGCGUCGUCGAUGUGAGGGGGCAACCCGUCGGCACCGUCGCCGCCCACCACUUCCUGGAGCUCCUGCGGCGCAACCGGCGCAUCCACGAGGUGCACUUCGAUCGCGACGCCGUCGACCACCGGCUGGUGGCGUGCAUUGAGCGGGAGAUGCGGCACAACGCCGCGGUGCCGCGGGCCCCGCCGGUGCUGCCCCGCGCCCCACCCGACAGCAUCAAGCGGCUUCCCAUCUAUGACAGGAAGACCGUGCAGGAGCAGCAGCUGCUCCGGCGGCUCGUAGAAGCCGAGGCCGGCUUGGGCGACGUCAUGUCCUCGGCCGAGGUGAGCGAGGCGGUGCUGUACGCCCGCACCAUGUCGACAACGGAGGUCGUCACGCGUUCUAGCGGUCUGCGCGGGGACGGGGUGCAUCUAUUCCUUCUGAAGUCCGGCGCUUUGCGCGCGAAAGCCGGCCCGCGCGGGUUUGCGCUAAGGCGUGGCGACUACUUUGGAGAAACGUACGACGAUGUGUUAUUUCCGCAGGGCCUGUUGGAGGAGGCGGAGCGGGGGGUUGUGUACUGCAUGCCGCUCGAGCACUGCCGCCCCCUCUGCGGGGCCUGGGCGGCGCGGGUUGAGGCGCAUUACCCGCUGCUGCGCAGUAGCGCGUUGCUGCAGGCCUUGGACGUCUGGACGCGGCUUCGGCUGUGCUGCUGUGCCACCCGGCGCGUGUUUCCCCGGGGUGAGGUGGUGAUCGCCCCGGGCGACCCGUUUAAAGGCCUCUUUCUCGUGACGUCUGGUGUCUUUGGGGUGCGCGGCCCCGCCGCGAGGGCCGCCGUGGCGCAGGAAUUCACAGUUGGCGACGUCUUUGGCGAGGAGGCAUUUGUGGCGCGUCGCCAGUGCAGUUCGGUGGCAAUCGUCACGGGGAAUGCGGCGGAGACGAGCAGUUGCCUGGUCGUCGAGGGGUGCGCCGCGCGCGUGCUGCGAAGCCACUUGCUGCCCGUGCUGACCACUCUCGCCGCCGCGUACUCGCAACACGAAGAUCUGCUGCCCGUCCGGAAGUGA